Chenopodium quinoa (quinoa) is the source of this 564-nucleotide messenger RNA. Its product is annotated as glutamic acid-rich protein-like. Lineage: Eukaryota; Viridiplantae; Streptophyta; Magnoliopsida; Caryophyllales; Amaranthaceae. The transcript is spliced from 2 exons. The coding region runs from base 1 to 564 and encodes 187 amino acids. The record is from RefSeq and is a predicted model, not a curated record.
AUGGCUAGCACCGAUAGCACGGCUACUUCUGGGACAAUAUUUGCACCUCCAAUCUGGAAGCCAAAUCAGGCUAGGUCGCAAGAGCAAAAUGUUGCAAGUUUUCGAGUCUAUGCUAUGAGUAUGACAAUGAAGAUGGACAGUCAUCUGAAAUUGUUAGAACAAGGAAUGUCAAAAGCGGAGAACAGUGAUGAAGCUAAAAAGAAAAGCAAGAAAGGUGAUGAGACAAAAGAUCAGGGAGUGGAAAGUAAGGGAAAAGCUGAGACCAAGGAAGAUGUCGAGAAGGAAGCAGCAGAGCCAAAAGAAGGAGGCGAAGAAUCUGAAGAAGACGAAGAUGAAUCUGAAGAAGAUGAGGAGACUGAUAAAGAUGGGGAAAGUGAUGUGGAUUCUGAUUCUAAGAGUGAGAGGAUGGAAAAACUGGUUGCAGACCCAGAGGAUGCGGAUGAUGAAUCUAAGAGCACUGAUGAUGGUGAUAGUGGUUCGGCCUCUGAUUCUGGGAAUUGUGUGGAAGGAAAUCGCGAAACAAGCGAAGACUCUUCUAUGUUACGCAUGAAAAUUUCUGAUUAA